AAAAAAAAAAAAAGGAAUGUCAUGUUACGUAUUGUAAUUUAAGGUACAAUGGCAUUAUAUUGUGCAUCAGUGAAUUAGUCUACCCAUUCUCAUAGAUAUUUCAUAUGUGUACAAUAUAUGGUCAAAAGUUUGUGGACACCUGACCAUCACAACCAUAUGUGUUUGUUGAACAUCCCAUUCCAGAUUUAGUCCCCUCUUUGCAGCUAUAAUAAUCUCCACUCUUCUGGGAAGGCUUUCCAAUAGAUUUUGGAGCGUGGCUGUGGGGAUUUGUGAUCAUUCAGCCACAAAAGUAUUAGUGAGCUCAGGAAGUGAUGUCAAUGAGGCAAUGAGGCCUGGAGUGCAUUCGGUUUUGCAGUUCAUCCCAAAGGUGUUCAGUGGGGUUGAGGUCAGGGCUCUGUGCAGGACACUUGAGUUCUUCCACUCCAAUCUUAACAAACCAUGUCUUCAUGGACCUCACUUUGUGCACAGGGGCAUCGUCAUGCUGGAACAGGUUUGGGAUAAUGUGCAGCCUCAUUUUGGGUGCAGCAACUGGAGUUUCAGCCUCAUUGCUGCAUUCAGGCUCCCUGGUUCAAUCCUGACCUCGGGUUAAUGUCUGUGUUGAGUUUCUCAUGUUCUCCCCAUGACCCGUUUCCUCCAGUUUAUUUGCUUUCCUCCCACCUUCAAAAAAGUUGCAAGUAUUUGGAUUGGUUACCUAUGUGUGUGUGUGUGUGGAUAUAUGCAUGUGUAUGGUGUCAAGUACACCAUAGUGUAAUGUGUGUUUCUGGGAAAGGCUCCAGAUCUAAUGCGACCCUGCUGAAGAAAAAGGCAUACAUAAGAUGAAAGAAUUUUAAAAUAUUUAAUAAUACAAACCAUUUUAGAAGCUUAUUUAGGAAAAAUGGUGGUUCCAUUUCCAGUUUGUAUAUGUUUGUGCUUCACUUUUAUUAAAGAUAUAUAUAUACACUACCGGCCAAAAGUUUGGAGAGACUUGACUGAAACGUUUGAAAUGUUUCACGAAGGUGUAUGAUUAAAUCGGUGUUGUAGACAAAAAUAUAAUCGUGCUGACGUAUUCAUUUCUUUCAUUAGAAAACUAACAUUUUAUUUGCAAAAAAAGAUUUUUUUUAAUAGAUGACUUGGAGCGAAAUAUUCAGAAAAACAGCCAAUAAGUGUCCAGCGUAGGUGUGAACUCGUUUAAUAAUUUUUAAAAAGCAUCUCAGGGAGAUUCCUCAAGAAAUCAGUCAAGAAAAUGCCAAGAAUACAUUUCUGGAAAUUCUAGGUGAAAAGCUUGUCUACUUUGAGGAUGCUAAAAUACAAAAUUAUUUUGAUUUAUUUUAGAGUUUUUUUAUCACAAUAUAAUUCCCAUAGUUCCAUAAGCCUAGGCUAUGUGUUUUUCCAGAGUGAUGACUAUUAUUAUUCUAAAAUAUGGAAAAAUAAAGAAUGAGUGUGUCUAAACUUUUAUGUGUGUAUAUAUGCUAUAUAAGGUCUGCCGUGGAUCUGGUUUCAUUGAUCAGUUAGGAUGAAGACCAACAGAUCUGGCAACCCUGUCAGUAAUGUUGUGGACUGAGGGGAGGCAAGGCAUUACGGGACAGAGAGGUGUAGCCUAUUCAAAGAUAUCAGCCUGUUUAAUAAAUAUAUGACGAGUUAUUAGACAUUAUUUAGCACUGUACAGUCAUUCACUAAGUUGAUUCUUGCUAGUCUUUGGAUCUUAUUCAUAUUUCUGUGGUUUUGCUGCUUGGCUCCAGGUGCUGAGACAUUUCACUUCAAGCUACGAGUAACGGUUUCCAGUGAAAAAAAGAAAAAGGAGCCUGUGUACUGAAGAGAAAGGUCUUUUUACAGCAUUGAGGAGGUGCGCUCAAAAUAAAACCCUAACCCCUAACCCCAAGGAAAAUACUUGAAAAUUGAGGAAAGUUAAAAAAAAAAAAAAAAAAAAAAAAAAAAGAAGAAGGUAAAAGGAGACACCAUAAAAUGGCAGCAAUCAUUAACAGCAGCAACAGCAACAACUGUAACAGUACAUUUUCAAAGGACCUGUUACCUCCCAUCUACAGUGUGGAGAUGUGUGUGGCGCUGGUGGGGAACAUACUGGCGCUGUGGCUGCUUGUGAGUAAGGAGAGGAAGAACUGGCACACGGGAGUGGUGUUCUCCUGCAACCUGGUCAUCAGUGACAUCCUUUACGCCCUCACUCUGCCCCUUCUUAUCGACUAUUAUUCAAGAGAUCGACAGUGGAUAUUUGGUCAUACUGUCUGCAAAAUAGAGCGCUUUCUCUUCACCUGUAACCUCUACGUCAGCAUUUACUUCAUCAUGUGCAUUAGUGUUAAUAGAUACCUGGCCAUCGUUCAUCCCUUCUUCGCACGCAACCAUGUGCAACCGAAACAUGCCAAGAUCAUCAGUUUUCUGGUGUGGAUCUUGGUGGCGAGCAUUUCAUCUCCAAUCCUUUAUUAUUCAGGUACCAAGGGUGAAAGAUGUUCCUUAUUCUCAAACUCAAAUUCUGAACCUAAAAAGUUUAUGUACAGGGUGUUUAUGGCUGUAGUAGGCUGCUUGGUCCCAUUUUUGUUAACAUUUGCAUCCUACUUUGGUGUUAUUUGGGUCGUUUUCAAAAAUGAGAAUAUUACAUCAUUGGAGAAGAAAAAAGUGGCUUUGAUGGUGGGUUUAGUCUGCGUCCUGUACUCCAUGUCUUUUGUGCCUUAUCACAUUUUGCAAAUAUGGCACUUUAAGCUGAAGGGGGAAAAAAUGAAUAAGAAUUAUUAUGUUUGUAAUGGAUACCAAGUGUCAAAGGCAUUAGCCUGCGUGAACAUGUGCCUCCAUCCCAUCUUGUAUAUGGCUGUGUUUGACAGUAUCAGGACAAUGUGCUGUAGCAGAAGCUCAAAUUAAGCUGAUUAAGCUACUGUCUUUUUGAUUCUCCCAGGUUCACCUUAAAUUUGAAAUAGUAAUGCAUGUAAUAAUGGAUUUUUUCCUUCUUUUUUUCUUUUAGUCCAUAAACUUCAACAAGUUAUUUGAAUGUCUGGUCUCCUUGUAAAUAUACAGUAUAUACAGGUCA
This is a messenger RNA of Ictalurus furcatus (blue catfish), 3010 nucleotides long. Its product is annotated as P2Y purinoceptor 11. The record is from RefSeq and is a predicted model, not a curated record. Gene Ontology annotation, biological process: cellular response to ATP; G protein-coupled receptor signaling pathway; calcium-mediated signaling. The transcript has 3 exons. NCBI's taxonomy places the organism in Eukaryota, Metazoa, Chordata, Actinopteri, Siluriformes, Ictaluridae. The coding region runs from base 1942 to 2844 and encodes 300 amino acids. Gene Ontology annotation, cellular component: plasma membrane. Gene Ontology annotation, molecular function: neurotransmitter receptor activity; G protein-coupled ATP receptor activity.